This is a messenger RNA of Zerene cesonia (dogface butterfly), 1817 nucleotides long. Its product is annotated as tenascin-like. The record is from RefSeq and is a predicted model, not a curated record. Bases 1 to 1809 code for a protein of 602 amino acids. NCBI's taxonomy places the organism in Eukaryota, Metazoa, Arthropoda, Insecta, Lepidoptera, Pieridae. The transcript is spliced from 15 exons.
AUGUGGUGGUCGAACACGCUUCAGCACGAAUUGAGCCAGCUCGCGCUGGCCCUAUUCCACGUGUCGUCAGCAGUGUGGUCAUGCUACAAUGACAGUGACUGCUCCACUAGAUCUGGUAGCAUAUGCGUGGAGGGGUCUUGCGAGUGUCCUAUAGGACAGGAGCCGGGGAGGGGGGGGACUGUAUGCGUGAGUGUCGCGCCAUAUUACUCCUCGCCUUGUGUUGACACCAGUCAAUGCUCGAGGCUCUUCAGCAAUUUCGAGUGCCGGCAACGUGAAAGAGCAACAACCUCGAUUUGUGCCUGCACCCCCGGCAACCACUACUUCCUCGGCCGUUGUUGGAACACCAUCGGGUUCGGAGAGCCCUGUACGAGGGAUGAAGAGUGUCUAGCAACCCCUAGGGACCCUUAUAGCUUGGUGUGUGAUUCUGUGUGCGUGUGCGCAGAGGGGUACUAUGAGCGGCAAAGGGGGGAGUGCAGGAAGAUUGGAAGAGCUGUUGGUGAUGGUUGUGUAAUAGACUCAGACUGUCAGUUCACUGGAGGCACAUGCGACAUUGAAACGUUUUCUUGUGUUGAUAGUAGUGCGCCGCAAACCGUUCCACAAUCGAACAUUCUAGAACACCGUUCGAUCGAUCUGGAACAUUCGAUGACGGAUCGCGAAGUGCAAGCGGUACACGAUACGCCGUGCAACACAGCUGACGAAUGCGCGUCGCCGCAGCUGUGCGUUUCUGGUGUUUGCGUUUGCCCUGUUGGCUUUUAUAUGCAUGGAAAUAGGUGUUAUGCAGAAUUAGGAACACCAUCGACUCCUGAGCAAUGUGGCGGUCUUUUAGCCACUGUAAUAGACGGCCGAUGUGUGUGUCCAUCUAAUUUCUUUUAUAACGUCAACAUGCGAGAUUGCAUCAAAGUAACACGCCGCAUCACCGACUCCUGCGUUAUCGAUGCCAAUUGCCACACAUUCGGCGCGGAGUCCCGCUGCGGGGCCCCACAGCAGCCCUGGGGAUUCCGCACUUGCGAGUGUGUGAGCGAGAACGCCGUGUGGGACAGCAACAGGAACAUGUGCAGGCUGUACGCUGGUGUUGGCGAGACGUGCGUCAUAGACAGCGACUGUAUGGCCGGUGAGGUUGAGAUCAAUUGUGUGGAAGACGAGCAAGGCGUCGGAUACUGCAGGUGUCCUGCUCACUUGACUGAACUUAAUGGGCUGUGUCUGAACUUGGGCCUCGACUUGGGUGAAAGUUGCCAGUCGAGUUUGGAAUGCACGGCCACGGCGAACACGGCUUGUGUGAGCGGCAAGUGCAGCUGCUCUGACGGCUUCCAGCAGGAGGGUGGCCAGUGUGCGCCCGUGAUCGGUGGUCCGUGUACACAAGAUACGGAUUGUGUAAUAGAUAAUACAAUUUGUAAGGAGGAUGGUGAUGAUUCGACGUGUCAGUGUGAUCAGCGUUAUGUCGCCUAUGACCAACAGUGUUGGUCUGUAUCGCCAGGUUUCAACUCGUCUUGUACAAUAACACCGCAGUGCACCGCGUCUAUGGGAGAUGCGGGUAGUUGCGUGAGUGGUUCUUGUAUGUGUGCUACUGGAUACCACUUUAGGGACAAUCAGUGCUGGCCUAUUACUGGUUUAUUCCAAACAUGUUCUAGAAGUAGUGAAUGUUACUUGCAAGGAAUGAGCGAUGUAGUUGUUUGUCGUAACGGUAGAUGUCAAUGCGACUUUGACUAUCCGUAUUCUGAGGAAUUGCAGACUUGCGUGUCAUCAGCGUCCACUAUUACGGCCAGUAUCUUCAUGAUUCUAGCGGCUGUGUUAACCUUUAUGAAAAAUUAAUGUAUUUU